Molecule: messenger RNA, 1070 nt
Organism: Neohortaea acidophila
Lineage: Eukaryota; Fungi; Ascomycota; Dothideomycetes; Mycosphaerellales; Teratosphaeriaceae
Exons: 1
Coding region: 110-778 (222 amino acids)
Source: RefSeq, a predicted model, not a curated record
GUCCGACACUUGCAUGGCGGUUCCCGAGCAAAUGCAGCUGAUUCUGCUGGAGACCGCAGUCUCUGUCAUGUGUUAGACGCAUUCUGCACAUGCUUCGUUCCGAGAGUGAAUGCAGGGGAAAACAAAGCCAAGCUUCCCAAUAUAUUCACUCACGUGCGAGCUUCACACCUUCCACGUUCGGAGAAGGCUGCCUGAAACCCAACACACCUUCGCAGGCGGGCUCCAACACCUUUGCUUGCGACAAGCUUACAACGAUCGUCUCAAGAUGGUGUCAAUCAGUACGGCGUUCGUGCUCUUUCAACACGACCACUACCGCAAGCUCCAAAAGCAGAUCAGGGCAGAGCGGCGAGCAAGGGAGCGGCAGCAAGAGGAGGCACGGCAGGCGGAGAAGCGACUCAAAGCCACCCGGAUGUGGAACUAUGCAUACGAUCGAGGCUACGCUGAUGCGAUGCAAAAAUCUGGGAACAAAGGUGAGCUCACUCCCGAUUUCUCCUCGCGCGAUGCCAACGCGGUUCUGACAUCCUGCAAGCAACACUCACCGAUCGUUUCGAGCAGCUGGGGGUGUGGGAGGGUCAAGCAUGGUCAACCACCUACGGCCACCCGCAUGGCAGUGAUGGAAGUGGUGGAUCCGGAUCACAGUCGCAUCGCAAACAUCAUCACUCUGGCGGACAUCACUCAUCAGACCGGAAAGAUCAUCACACCGGAGCGACAAAGCCAGCGACACCAGGCCAAAAUCACUCAAAAGGCAAGGACAAGGUCAACAAAAGUGAUUAUUUGAUGAGCGGCGCAUUGCCACAAGAGACGCCUCCUGCACAGACUACAGAUGGCGGGAAAGAGGGCACAGCUGUCAAAGACUACGGCUACCGAGCAGCCAAGAAGGGAGUCCAGGCUGCCGAGGUGAAGAGCCAACCAGUGAAGUCGGCAAUGAAGGCCACCGCUCCGCAAACACCUCAUGUGUCUCAUCAGAAACCUGGUGAGUGCAGUAGAACUUGCCAACCUCGAGAAAGUGCUGACCGUGAGAGCAGCCAACCCCACAAAAGACUCGGGUCACUCCGGGCAGAAGAAGUCGU